ACAGCUGCGCUGAAGUUCGCAGUCGGACUUGCUAUGUCUGCUACAGAAAGACAAGGAGAAACAGACCUUUAACUCUCAGGGACAGUGACACAACUCGCUCAGCUGAUCGGCGACGUCCCACCGGUGACAGUUAAACAUGUUUUCCCUGUCAAUGUCGGUGCAGCCACAGGUGACUGUACCUCUUAGUCACCUCAUCAACGUCCUCCAGUCUCUGAAGAGCUCAGUGGGAAGCAGCAGCAGUGCCACCUGCAAAUCAAGAAAACAAAAGGAGCAUGCCUCAGACUCAGAACCACACUGUACAGAGUCUCUGUGGAACCUGCGGGAGCUUGGUUUAUCAGACCUGGGAACUCGGCAGCUGGAUGAGCUGGUGAACUGUGUGUUGCCCCGCUUGAGCCCACAGGAGAUGCCACUUCCACUCGGUGAUCAGACAGCCUGGAGGAGCUCACAUCUCUCCACACACUCCUUUUUCCACAAUAAGCAUGGCUUCUCAUCGGGUCCCAUGCCAGUUUUUUCAAGGCAGCACCCUUCCGCUCUUCAGUCUGUCUGCACAGAGCUACAAUAUUGGCCAGUGCUGGUUCAGAGCAGAGGCUUUAAAACUUUGAGGAGCAAAACCAGACGACUGCAGCCACCCUUCGAACGACCCGUGGAAUCUGAAGGCUUCACACCAUCUUUUAUGAAGGGCUUUCUUAUACGCGACAAAGGGGUAGAAGUUGAAAGUCUCGACAGCCUCUUGAAGAGCAAAAACAUACCCGACGGACAGCACGACGCUUUCAAGCGGGGCUUCGCUGAGGGCUUCUUGAAAGCUCAAGCCCUGACACAGCGCACUCAAGACUCUCUGAGGAGGACUCGUCUAAUCCUGUUGGUGAUGCUUGUUUUGGGGCUCUAUGGCAUCUCCAAAACCCCCUUCAUAUCGGUGCGGUUCCGAACCACAUCAGGCCUGGACUCAGCCGUGGACCCUGUGCAGAUGAAAAACGUGACAUUCGAGCAUGUCAAAGGGGUGGAAGAAGCUAAGAACGAGCUGCAGGAGGUGGUGGAGUUCCUGAAAAACCCGCAGAAGUUCACGGCCUUGGGAGGAAAGCUGCCAAAAGGUGUUCUACUUGUUGGUCCUCCGGGGACUGGAAAGACUCUGCUGGCCAGAGCCGUGGCAGGAGAGGCAGACGUACCGUUUUACUACGCGUCUGGGUCGGAGUUUGAUGAGAUGUUCGUUGGAGUUGGAGCCAGUCGCAUCAGGAACCUUUUCAGGGAGGCUAAAGGCAACGCUCCCUGUGUGAUCUUCAUUGAUGAACUGGACAGUGUUGGUGGCAAAAGGAUAGAGUCUCCCAUGCACCCUUACUCCAGACAGACUAUCAACCAGCUGCUUGCUGAGAUGGACGGGUUCAAACCAAACGAAGGCGUGAUCAUCAUCGGAGCAACCAACUUCCCAGAGGCUCUAGAUAACGCCCUGAUCCGCCCAGGACGCUUUGACAUGCAGGUGACGGUACCCAAGCCAGAUGUGAAAGGACGCACCGAGAUUCUCAACUGGUACCUGAAGAAGAUCAAAGUGGAUCCAGCCAUCGAGGCCAAUAUCAUCGCCCGGGGCACAGUGGGCUUCUCUGGCGCUGACCUGGAAAAUCUGGUCAACCAAGCAGCUCUUAAGGCAGCAGUUGAUGGCAAAGACAUGGUCACGAUGAAGGAGCUAGAGUUUGCUAAAGACAAAAUCCUCAUGGGCCCUGAGAGACGGAGCGCAGAGAUAGACAAGAAGAACAAGCUCAUCACAGCAUACCACGAGUCUGGUCAUGCCAUCGUAGCGUACUACACCAAAGAUGCCAUGCCCAUCAACAAGGCCACCAUCAUGCCCAGAGGCCCCAGUCUGGGACACGUGUCUAUGCUCCCAGAGAACGAUCGGUGGAGUGAAACUCGCUCUCAGCUUCUGGCCCAGAUGGACGUCAGCAUGGGCGGCCGGGUAGCAGAGGAGAUUAUAUUCGGCCACGAGUACAUCACAACUGGAGCAUCGAGUGACUUUGAUAGCGCCACCAAGAUUGCAAAGCUGAUGGUGACCAGAUUUGGAAUGUGUGAAAAGCUGGGUGUGAUGACCUACACCGACAUGACGGCGCAAAGUCCAGAGACGCAAGCUGCUGUGGAGCACGAAGUCCGAGUGUUACUGAAGGAGUCGUACGAGCGCGCCAAAGCCCUGCUGAAGUCUCACGCCAAGGAGCACAAGAACCUGGCAGACGCUCUGCUCAUGUACGAGACGCUGGACGCCAAAGAGAUUCAGCUGGUCCUCGAGGGCAAAACGCUGGAGACCAGAUGAAACCGGCAGGAGCGGGAACAAUUGGAGGCACCGACGGGGAGGGAGGGGCUUAGUUUUUAGGAGGUGAUGGAAGGAGGGAUGGACUCACAACGUCUCCUGACAAACGCUCAUGUAGAAGAGUGUCACAUCCUCAUGGAAUCCCACCGUUAUUCUCAGAUAAGUAGUGCUGUUAUGUCAAACAUCUUUCCCAUGUUGAGAACUAAGCAGGUGUUCGUCACGCAGGUUUAUCGUAUGUGGUGAAGGGUUCAAUGCCUAAUGUUAAGGAUCUCGCUCAGGUCACUUUAUUAGUCACUUUAUUAGAGGAAGUAAACACGUGAAUGUGAAUAUGUACCUCAGAUACAAGAACAGCGUCUGGACAGGAUUCUGAUGUUAAGGUUGAGUUGGAAGAUGUUUCUGCUUUAGCCGGGUCAGCUCAGAUUCUCAUCCUGUUCGUGGGAAAUGUGCUGACGUGGACCGUUUAACCCAAAGAACUACUUUGUAGUCAUGGCGACCCGAAUUUAGCUGAAACUCAGUUGUCUUCCAGCGUUUGUGUUCAUAUCUGGUAAAUGUCACGCGAAUAUUCCCGUUCUGUUGUAGUCGAGUUAGCACAAAGAGCCGUCACGCCUCUCCACCCGACACGUAUACGUCCUCUCCUCCUGCUGUACCCGUCUCCCUGUUGCUUCUUUUUAAAGGUGGCCUUUUGGGGAAUGUACCAUAAGCAUAAACUUUUCCUUUGAAGUAGGAAGUGUAUAAACGACUCAGCACUUUGGGUGAGUGUACAAAUUGAAAAUAUCCUCUUUGUGUAAUUUAUUUCCUUGAUGCUACCUGUACAGAUGGAACAAAAGCUGCUGCUCAAGCCUCCAAAAGCAUGUGACGAAUAUAAGCUGUGUUUUAUGUAGUGAUCAGUGAACAUUGGACGCUUCAUCAUUUUAAAGCUGUCAGGGUGGCCUAAGUUAUUUAAACAGUUUGGCUUCUAAAAAAAAAAAGCCUCCCGGCGGCGUAUGAGUUGUUCUUGUAUUUGCAACUGAAUUAAAUAAAGACUCUUAGAUUAUUCAGACAAAUCAAAAGGCCACUUCUGUCCCCGUUGUCAUGACAUUUCUUUUUUUUCUUUUUUUUUUUUUUUUUAAACUAAAUUUGCACAACACCAUGGAUGCUAGUUAAUAGUAGCACUUUCUCCAGUUAUGAAAGAAAAUGAAGAAAGUUAAUUCAAUUUAAUUGUAAAGCGACAUCCUUGGUUCUAAGCAGGACAUCUCUUCCAUACCGAUUGUGUGUAAAAAAAUUUCUACAUCUGUUGAAAUGGUGAAUGUCUGUUUCCAAGUAAAUAGCAGCAACCGUGUAUGUAAUCCAUAUUUAGAGGAACACCAGCAUGUUGUACUUCAUAGUGUACUCAUUUUCAGUUUUUAUUUUGCUUCGGUUUGACUCAACAUAUUCCGUUUGUUGGCCUUUUACCCACGUGUAGCUGUGUACAUAUGGUGGAGAUGUCAUGGGAACCUUGUAUAUAGAUGUAUAGUGAUGCUUUUACGCUGUGUACACACUGAAUGGCUCUCUGCUGUAGAUCUCUCCACAGUGUGAUGGCAAUGGUUUCAUUCUUAUUUGUGCAGCCGAAAUAAAGACAAAGAACCCCACAUGAAAA
Stegastes partitus (bicolor damselfish) is the source of this 3902-nucleotide messenger RNA. RefSeq names its product YME1-like 1b (gene yme1l1b). Gene Ontology annotation, biological process: mitochondrion organization; protein quality control for misfolded or incompletely synthesized proteins. The coding region runs from base 137 to 2290 and encodes 717 amino acids. Gene Ontology annotation, molecular function: ATP binding; ATP-dependent peptidase activity; metalloendopeptidase activity. The transcript is spliced from 18 exons. The record is from RefSeq and is a predicted model, not a curated record. Gene Ontology annotation, cellular component: mitochondrial inner membrane. NCBI's taxonomy places the organism in Eukaryota, Metazoa, Chordata, Actinopteri, Pomacentridae.